Penicillium lagena is the source of this 2985-nucleotide messenger RNA. It is a transcript of the gene bro1, whose product is annotated as putative signal transduction protein BroA. Gene Ontology annotation, molecular function: protein binding. Gene Ontology annotation, biological process: protein transport to vacuole involved in ubiquitin-dependent protein catabolic process via the multivesicular body sorting pathway. The transcript has 3 exons. NCBI's taxonomy places the organism in Eukaryota, Fungi, Ascomycota, Eurotiomycetes, Eurotiales, Aspergillaceae. Gene Ontology annotation, cellular component: endosome. The coding region runs from base 1 to 2985 and encodes 994 amino acids. The record is from RefSeq and is a predicted model, not a curated record.
AUGGUUCAGUCUCCGAUGCUGUCAUGUCCGCUGAAGCAGACCAACGAGAUCGAUUGGAUACAGCCCCUCAAGGACUACAUCCGUCAGACCUACGGCGAGGACCCGGAGCGCUACGCUCAAGAAUGCGCGACCCUACAUCGACUGCGCCAGGAUAUGAGGGGAGCGGGCAAGGAUAGUGCUACCGGUCGCGAUCUGUUAUACCGCUACUACGGCCAGCUGGAACUGCUGGACCUCCGGUUCCCCGUCGAUGAGAAUCACAUCAAGAUCUCCUUUACCUGGUACGAUGCCUUCACCCACAAACCCACGUCCCAGUAUUCGCUCGCCUACGAGAAGGCAUCCAUCAUCUUCAACAUCUCCGCUGUCUUGUCUUGCCAUGCCGCCAAUCAAAACCGGGCCGAGGAGGCCGGCCUCAAAACCUCCUACCACUCCUUCCAAGCCUCCGCGGGUAUGUUUACCUAUAUCAACGAGAACUUCCUACAUGCGCCGUCGAAUGACCUGAACCGGGAGACGGUCAAGACGCUUAUCCACGUCACCCUGGCCCAAGCCCAGGAGGUUUUUAUGGAGAAGCAAAUAGCGGACUCGAAGAAACCGGGAUUUUUGGCGAAAUUGGCCUCCCAGUCAGCGUAUCUUUACUCCCAAGCGGUGGAAACAAUGCAGGACUUUGUGAGCAAAAACGUAUUCGACAAGGUGUGGUCGACCCUUGUGCAGGCCAAGGCCGCUCAUAUGAGUUCUGUUGCGAAUUAUUAUCAGGCGGUAGCGGACGGUGAAAGCGGAUCUCAUGGAGUUGCGAUUGCCCGCUUGAAGCAAGCCGACAAGCAGGCCACGACUGCGCUAGGAUGGGCCAAGUCAUUCCCUUCGUCGGCUCCCACCACCUCGAAUCUGACAGCGGAGUCCGGUCCUGCUCUGGUCGAGCUGAUCAAGCACAACCAGUCGAAUGUGCAAGCCGCGCUCACCACACUGACCAAGGACAACGACUUCAUCUACCACCAACCCGUGCCAAAUGAAGCCAGUCUGGCUGCAGUUGCGAAACUUCCGGCCGCAAAGGCGAUUCCCGUCAGCGAGCUAUAUCAAGGACAAGAUAUCCAGCGGAUCAUCGGGCCAGAUAUCUUCCAGAAGUUGGUGCCCAUGGCCAUCACCGAGACGGCCAGUCUGUACGAUGAAGAAAAGGCCAAGCUGAUUCGGGCCGAAACGGAAAAGGUGGAAACUGCCAACGGUGAAAUGGCCGCUAGUUUGGAUUAUCUCAAGCUACCGGGAAGUCUGAAUAUCUUGAAGGGAGGCAUGGACCAGGAAAUGAGCGUGGACGAAGAGUUCCGCCGCUGGUGUUCCGAGCUUGCCGGCCACACAUCAUUCCACAAGGCAUUUGAUGAGCUGCAGGAGCGCAAGGCAGAUGUGACGACCCAAUUGGACCAGUGCUCUAAGCAGCUAGACUUGGAAGAGAGUGUAUGUGAAAAGAUGCGUUCGAAAUACGGUGCAGAUUGGAGUCAGCAACCCAGCGGCCGACUCAACACCACGCUUCGAGGUGAUGUUCGAACAUACCGAGACACAAUCAACGAGGCCAGCGCCAGUGAUUCUCAAUUGUCGGCUACGUUGCGGCAGUAUGAGGGAGACUUUGAUGAAAUGCGGUCUGCGGGAGAGACUGAUGAGGCAGACGUACUCUUCCAGCGGGCGAUGCUCAAAGCCGGGUCGAAACAUGGGAAAGGCAAGAAUGGGGUUGCCUCUCCGUCAGAGGGCAGUCUGCUGGAUGAUGUGUAUGACGAAGGCGGUGCUUCCGUCGCGGAACAGAUCGCCACGGUCGAGGAGAUUUUGAAGAAACUUAACCUGGUCAAGCGGGAACGAUCUCAAGUGCUCAAGGAUCUGAAGGACAAGGUCCACAACGACGACAUCUCGAAUGUGUUGAUACUCAAUAAGAAAUCCAUCACCGGUCAAGAAACUCAACUCUUUGAGGCUGAGCUUGAGAAAUUCAGGCCACAUCAGACCCGACUCCUUCAGGCAAACCACAAACAGUCAUCACUAAUGAAAGAACUGACCAAGACAUACGGAGACUUGCUUCAAGACAAGCGCGUGCGAGCGGAGCAGUCCAAGUACGAAGGGAUUACGCGGCAACGGAACACCGUGAUGGCCCGAUACAAAAAGGUGUACGAGGCGUUUAAUGGGCUCACGUCUGGCAUUGCCCAGGCCCGGACUUUCUAUAAGGACAUGAGCGAAAACGUGGAGAGUCUGCGGAAGAAUGUCGAGACCUUCAUCAACAACCGUCGGUCCGAAGGUGCCCAGCUUCUGAGUCAGAUCGAGCGCGACAAAGCCACCGGCUUGUCGGAGCAGGAGGACCUUGAGCGAGAGAAGCUCCGACUGCUGAUGGAGCGUCUGUCCACAGAACCAAAGCCGUCAUCGACCUCACCAUCUACAGGGUCUGCGGCUGCCCCAGCGAAGAUCAAGUCCCCGCCGCCACCUGUGCAGACGCCGUCGUAUCCGUCAGCAGGUCCAUCCCCAAAGAUGUCCCCUCGCUAUCCGCCAAACUUGCCUGGCGGCAUGCCCCUUUCACACUCCCCGGCGCCUUAUGGCCAAUACAUGGGAGCUGGUUCAUACGUGCCUCAUCAGCCAUUCCAGCAGGGCGCCGCCGCGCCGCUGUCCGAAGGCUACAAUCCGAUGGCAUACCCGUACCGAACCCCAGUCUCCCCGCCGCCAAACCAGCAAUUCUUCUCUCAACCCCCCACCCCAUACGGAUACUCCGGUGCCAGCCCUCCCCCUGGCGCUCCAGGAGGUGCCGUUCCCCCUUCGCAUUACAUGGCCUCACAGGGCUACAUCCCGCCUCCGCCUCCGCCGCGCCCUCAACAGCCGAGUUAUCCUCCGUCUUCGGGCGGUGCGUACCCUUCCGGUCCCGGUGGUUAUGCCCAGGGCAGACCGUAUCCGCACCAUAAGCCUUCUUCGCAUUCACAGCCACCAUCCGCAUCAAAUGAUCCAUGGGCUGGUUUGAAUGCGUGGAAAUGA